Molecule: messenger RNA, 2561 nt
Organism: Diospyros lotus (date-plum)
Lineage: Eukaryota; Viridiplantae; Streptophyta; Magnoliopsida; Ericales; Ebenaceae
Exons: 8
Coding region: 47-2137 (696 amino acids)
Molecular function (GO): protein binding
Source: RefSeq, a predicted model, not a curated record
UUUUUCCUUUUGAAGCACUCUAUAUAUUUAAAAUUUCGAGUUCAGCAUGGAAGAGUUACACAAGAGGCAACUGCCACACAGCCUACAAGUUUCUGUAGCAUACAUGAAGCACAUGGAUUCUUCAGAUGAUCAAUCGAUAGUGGUUGAGGAAGAGCACCCAAGCUUGGAUAUACGUCUGCAAAAACCAAAAGAAACUAAUCAUUUGACCUUCCAUCAAAGCUUUUACGAGGCAGUGCAGCUUGGGAGCUUGCCUGACGUUAAGAAAUUCCUUGAGGCCGAUAGUUCAUUGCUAACCACCCGAUUUACGCAAUUAGAGGCAAAUGUCAUCCAAGUUGCAGUGCUCGCUGGACAACCUGAGAUAGUUGACGAGCUAUUACAGCGAAUAAACGAUCCAAAGUCCCUAAAAGUGAAAAACAACUAUGGUGAAACGACUCUUACUCUUGCUGCUGCCAAGGGCGAAAUCGACAUCGCCAAGAAGUUGGUGUCAAAGUGCGAUGAGUUGGUGGGUAUCAAGAAUCUCAGUGGCGACUUGCCUGUCGUUCAGGCUGCUCACUUUGGCCACAAUGAAAUGGUUCAUUAUCUUUACAGUCGAUCAGAGAAACAUUUGAUGAAUACAAGCGAGCGAGCAAAAGAGGCCGAAACUUAUGAGGAUGAGGGUGAACCUUAUGGGGAUAGUCUCAAGGUUCUUAAUGUGUCUAUCAAUACUGAACUCUAUGGUUCUGAGAAGAGCUACAACUUCAAGCUUGUCAGUGAAGAUCUGAAUCAAGAUUCAAGCGGGCAUGCUGAUGCUCAAGCUCUAACUCUGUAUUCAAGUUGGCAUAAUGGGUUUAGGCUUUUCAAAGCAUGCAUCACCACUGAAAUCUAUGAUAUUGCUUCAGCUAUUUUCAAGCAGGAUCCAAGACAAUGCAUUAAAGGAAUGAAGGAGGAGAAAGGUGCAGCACUGAAGACACUAGCCCUAAGAGAUUUAGCAGAACCAACUGGAUUUCAAUACGCAUUGGUAACUUGGAUCCACUCACAUAUUCCGGCAUGGGCUUCAGGCCACACACUUGUAAAACACGUUUUUUCGUGGUACGACAAAAACUACAAACGACGCAUCGAUGCUCGCCAAUUGCUGACCGACAUAUGCAGACAACUAUCAAUCCUGAAACUGCCACCGACGACCAUGCCGGCGGUGCUAAGCGACCCAAUCUUAACGGCUGUUUCAAUGGGGAAUGUGGGAUUCAUUGAGGUGGUUGCCAGAGAAUGCCCUGAUAUGCUGUGGUUUGAGAUCCACGGCAUGGCCACCUUUGCCCAUGUGGUUUUCGAAGGCCAAGACAAGAUCUACAGCUACUUGCGCAAAAAUACUGAAACCCACUGCCUGUUAGGAACCAUACGGCCUGACCGCAAGGGUAACACCAUCCUUCAUUACGCCGCAAUGUUAUCGCCGGCCCCUCGGCUUAGCCACUUUGCGGGUCCAUCCCUUCAAAUGCAAGGAGAGUUACAAUGGUUUGAGGAGGUGAAGAAGAUUGCGCCCAUGUGUGAAGGAGUAGUGAACAGGGACGACAAAACUCCAACACAAUUAUUCACGGAAGAACACAAGGAGCUCAAGGAGAGUGGGGAGAAAUGGAUGAAGGAUAUGGCAACGUCUUGCUCGGUGGUGGCGACGUUAAUUGUCACCAUAAUGUUUGCGACAGCAUUUUCUGUUCCGGGUGGCAAUCAAUCCGACACCGGCAUUCCCAUAUUCUUGGAGUCAAAAUACUUCACCAUUUUCAUAUUGUCAGAUGCAUUCUCAAUGUUCUUUUCCUGCACUUCAGCUUUGGUAUUCUUGGGAAUUCAUACUUCACUUUUUCGAGAAGAGGAUUUCCUCAUCCGCUUGCCCAUGACCUUGAUAGCCGGCCUUUUCACUCUCUUCCUAUCCAUAGCAACAAUGAUGGUAGCUUUCAGUGCUGCCGUUGUGUUGACGGUGCGUGAGCGCUUUGUGUGGAUCACCUUGCCCAUGCUGAUGUGUGCUGGCAUUCCUGUCACCAUUUAUGCUGUACUCCAGAUCCGGAUCUUCAUUCACAUUGUGAAGUUGACCUUUCCUGGCAUCUUUCACCACCCAAGUCUAGCGAUGAAGUGGAAGCAGAUGUCAAGCACUAGGAAACUGCUUAUUUGGUGAUUAUAUUGAGGUGUUAUGAAGUCGCGAAAGAUUAAGCGGGUUUCGUUCUAUAUCAGCUUUGUUUAUGCUGUUCUCUUUCUGAUAUUCCUCAAUUGGGGAUUAGGUUCACUCGGUCAAGCGCUACCUCUUCGUUAACUUGCCGCUUUUAAUGAAUCAAAAGCUUUGGACCGUUCCUUUCCAUAUAGCUGCUCUCCAUUACUGCGGACAUUCAGAUCCAUUAAGCGUAAUUGGCUAUUGUUAAUAGUCUUCGUUGGCAGUGCUAAUCAGAUUGUGUUGGGUUUAAUUCUCGUAUGGAUUUUGGUUGUUAAUUGUGGAUCUAGUGUAGUAUCUUUGUCGGCCUGGGCUUUAGAUUAUUCCUGGUGGUGCUUAUGGUUCUAAUUAUUUGGGUGGAUGUCUGGUGACCUCUUUGAUGUUGUUUCUUCAU